UAUUGGCAGCUCUCUCUGAGGUGUUCAUAUCCAUUUGUGACACCCCCUCCUUUUGAUUAUGGCCGCCUCAGCAUCAUAGCAUACCAUCUUUCCUUUCUCUCUCUAAAAAGUUUCAACCUUUCUCUCACUCCUAUGAAUUAAUUUGGCAUUGAAAUUUACAGCUCAAUUCUUUUUUCUUUCCAAAGUAGAACCCUUUACGUAGAUUCACCCAAUCUCUUAUAUUGUCACAUUCUUCUUCUUAUUCUUCUUCAAUUCAGUGACAGAGGACCAGAAAAAAGCCCCAACCUUUAUUAGGGUUUGGUACCUCUGCAUGCAGAUUGAGCUUAAAUGGGUGACCUUGGAGAGGUUGGACCUGAAAUUAGUUCGGAUAUAGAAGAGGACUUGAGGUGUGAUAAUAUAGCGGAGAAAGAUGUCAGUGAUGAGGAGAUUGACCCGGAGGAGUUGGAGAGACGAAUGUGGAAGGAUCGAAUCAAGCUCAAAAGGAUCAAAGAGAAACAAAAACUUGAGGCUCAACAGGCUGCGGAGAAGCAGAAGCCAAAGCAGUCAUCUGAUCAGGCUCGAAGGAAGAAGAUGUCAAGAGCACAGGAUGGGAUUCUAAAGUAUAUGUUGAAGCUGAUAGAAGUGUGCAAAGCUCGUGGAUUUGUGUAUGGUAUCAUUCCUGAGAAAGGCAAACCAGUAAGCGGUGCAUCUGAUAACAUCAGGGCUUGGUGGAAAGAGAAAGUGAAGUUUGAUAAGAAUGGCCCUGCAGCCAUAGCUAAGUAUGAAGAAGAGAUUCUGGCCAUGACUGACGCAGACAGUAACCGAAAUGGUAAUUCACAGAGCAUUCUCCAAGAUCUACAAGAUGCAACUCUUGGUUCUCUACUUUCGUCCUUGAUGCAACAUUGUGACCCCCCUCAAAGGAAGUAUCCAUUAGAAAAGGGAGUUCCUCCCCCUUGGUGGCCUACAGGAAAUGAAGAUUGGUGGGUGAAAUUAGGGAUACCCAAUGGUCAGAGUCCCCCUUAUAAGAAGCCGCAUGACUUAAAGAAGAUGUGGAAAGUUGGAGUGUUAACAGCUGUGAUAAAGCACAUGUCCCCUGAUAUUCCAAAGAUAAGACGGCAUGUCCGCCAGUCAAAAUGCUUGCAGGAUAAGAUGACAGCAAAGGAGAGUGCAAUUUGGUUGGGUGUUCUAAGCCGGGAAGAAGCCCACAUCCGGCAGCCCAGUAGUGAUAAUGGGGCAUCUGGCAUAACUGAGAUGCCACAUCUUGGGCGUGGUGAAAAGCAUGCUGCUGCUAGUAGUAACAGUGACUAUGAUGUUGAUGGUACUGAUAAGGAGCUAAUUGAUGCAGGAUCUGUUUCAUCCAAAGAUGACAGGAGGACUGAGCUGAUGGAUGUAGAGCCAUCUAGCAAGCUACGUAAUAGUACUCCGACUAGUCAUGUCGAAGAUAAAAAGAAAGGUGAAAAGAGAAAAAAGAGAAAAAGGGCUCCUGUAAGAUCAAGCUCCGAUGAUCAACUUCAUGCACCAAGUCACAAUGAGCAUUUGCUUGUUGAACCAAUAAAUGCUUUGCCUGAUAUGAACCACUCUGAUGCUCAGAUGAUUGAAUUUUCAAUUCAUGAAAAUCAUCAGGAAAAUGUUCCAGUCACAACUUUACUGCCAGCAGAACAAGAUCUUGGUGUCCAAGCAUUACAGGCAUCAGGGUUUAACUACUAUGCUGAUGUACCUUCUGGUGGUGUACUUGAAACGACCCAGGGAAUGCAUGUGGGUGGAACACCCAUGCUAUAUCAUGAGUUGCAUCAUGGGAAUAUGUUUAACCUUUAUAAUCCUUCAGCAGAUUAUUUACCUGGUCAUGACAGGGAUCAGUCUCAGAUUGUGAUGAAUGGACUGCAAAUCGGACCAGCAGAUGGAGUUCCUAUACAAACAGUUAUAAAUGGAGAUGAGAUUACUGGAGGAGAUUUACCAUUGAUGCCAAAAGACUCAUUUCAGAGUGAGCAAGACAGAAUGGUCGAUGCUAACUUUGGGCCUCCAAUUGACAGCCUGCCAUUAGAUUAUGGGGAGCUAUUCAACAGCCCAUUCCGAAAUGACCUUGCAUUGGAUGACUGGAACUUGGAUGAAAUGAUGCCAUAUUUUGCUGCAUAACUUGUAAGAUUAGAUGAUAAGUCAUGUUGCUCUCUUAUAUGCUGCCUUGUUUACAGAUUGUGUCCGAAUUGAUCGAGAUACUUUCUUUCUUUAGAAAAAGAACGAGAAAAGUCGAGGGACUGCACACCCCCUCCCCUAGGGGGUUAGAGUCUGUAGCUGGAAGUUAUGUUUUUAGUGUUUUCUAGAACUCAUCAUUUUGCUGACUUAAGUGAAGGGAAUGAUGGGAGAUUUCGUUUUAUAGUUUCCUUUCACUCAUCUUAAAUAAGAAUGAGAAUCCUGUGGUUCAUGUAAAUAGUCAAUUUAUUUGAGGCUGGAUGAACGCCAUAGUUAUGAUUAUUUUGUCAAAAGUCCUGAAGGACCUGUUAUUUCUCAGUUAUUCUAUACUCUAUUUUCUAGUUUUUUCAUGUAAUUUCUUUAUGAAUUCCAUUUGCUGUCAAUAUUCAGCCACCAAACGACUUCCUUUAUAUAAAAUGAGUACUUGCUGUAAUGGUCUUGCAGUACUGUAUCUUGCUGGAACAAUUUGUGCCUAAUUUCUUAACACCUAAUUAGUUGAGAGUUGAGAACAAAGUCUGCCAUCCA
Messenger RNA from Argentina anserina (silverweed cinquefoil), 2691 nucleotides. Its product is annotated as ETHYLENE INSENSITIVE 3-like 3 protein. Lineage: Eukaryota; Viridiplantae; Streptophyta; Magnoliopsida; Rosales; Rosaceae. The record is from RefSeq and is a predicted model, not a curated record. Gene Ontology annotation, cellular component: nucleus. The transcript is spliced from 2 exons. The coding region runs from base 328 to 2112 and encodes 594 amino acids. Gene Ontology annotation, molecular function: DNA binding; DNA-binding transcription factor activity.